UGAGAGAAUAGUAUAUAGUAUAUACUGUACAUGUAGUAUAGAUGACGAUUUAUGCAGCCCGACGAACUAUAAUAUAUAUAUGUAGUAUGCAAACCAUCUUCACAAUUGUUAUGAGAUCCCAGAAUCACCACAUUCAAGCAAAAUUGUCAUUUAAGAAGAUCAACUAUGGACAAUUCUGAACCUAGACGUACCGCUGUUAAACGGAAACAUUCAGUUAUUAGCACAAAUGAUAUAGUGCAGAAGAGGUUGCACAAAGAUUUACAGAAUUCAUCUGAUGAAUUCGAUGAAACUAAUCAAUACAGAAUUGUUCCUCAUUCUUUAAUUAGUCUUAUGUACCGAAUAGACUUGUCUAUUCUUUGUUCACUUAGAAAGUGUAUAUAUAGACAUAAGUAUCCCUCCUUGUCAUUAUCUUUUGGAGAUACUGAAAUUAAUAAAUUUAAUGAUAUUGUCCUCUGCUAUAAAAAUAAAUCUAUUCAUGUACAUAUUGAAAAUGUCGAGAAAUAUUAUGUAAAUAACAAUAUCACUUAUGCUACAUUAUUUACUAAAGAAAAGGAAAGACGAAGUUUCUUUAUUAAUGAUUACUUUGAGGAUUUUAUUAAAUAUUUAACUUUAAAAUUAGAUAGUUCAUUACACAAUUUGGAAAAUCUUGUUAUCUAUACCAAUUCAGGAUUGGAUCUUACAGAAGAAAAGAAAUUAAAACCUGGACGAUCCAGAAACUUUUUUCCUUUUAAAUUCGAUAACGUGAGUGUGGAGAAGUGUGAAAUUUUGAAAGACUUUCUGUUUACAAAUAAUAAGAUGAGAGAACAUGAUUUUUAUCAGUUUUCACAAGAUAAAACAACAAGAGAAGAAUUUUUAAGGCGACUACAAUUUCCGUCUGCUAUGGAGAGAGUAAUAAAAGAAAGGAAAUUUUUUCAAAGUUCUGAGAGAGAAAUAAAAGAAACAUUUUUAGAUAAAUUAGUACUUGCAGUCAAUCAGCCAAGUAGAGAAGAGUUAAACAGUAUUAUUAAAAGUGAAAUAGAUGAAAACAUUGAAGUUCAAGAUGAUUAUAUAUCAUUACAGCAAAGAAUAUUAAGUAACUUAACAGCUCCAGAAAAGCACAAGAAACUUAGAAACUAUGUAUCAAAAAUUAUGUAUGAAUUUACUUUAUUAAUGUCAUUUUUGCAUGAUAUGUUUUUACAUAAGAAUUUGUCAUUUAUAAAUUUUGAAACAAAGAGUUAUGAUACAUCUAGUAACAUUAUUGUGAAUUAUAAACAUAGAAUUAUUUAUAUAAGUGUUUAUAAUGCAGUUGGUGAUGUUGAUUUUGGUAAAUUAUUUCCCACAAGAGAACGAGAAAAAGAGAAUAUGUUUUCUGUUAAUAAGCAUUUUGGUCUUUUUAUUGAAGGGUUAAAAAAUGAUUUGAGAUAUUUUGUUAUCUAUACUAAUGCAGGUCUAAAUCUUACAGAGGAAGGGAGAUUUAAAAAAGGAAAAUCUAAAUAUUUUUAUCCUUUAAAAUUCAAUGGUAUAAAUAUUCAAAAAAAAAGAUAUAAAGUUUUAAGAGAUUGUUCAUGCAUAAAUGAAAAUUGUUUGUAUCAAUUCGAACAGGAACAAAUGACUAUGGAGAAAGUUUUAGGUCUACUAAAACCACCAUCUUCUUUGCAAAAAGAAGAAGAAGAAGAAAGACUUUCUGAUGUAAAUAUAGAAGAAAUAAAAGAGAAAUUUUUGAAUAGACUAAUAUUUGCAGUUAACCAAUUUGGUAAGGAAGAAUUGGAUAGUGCUAUUAGAAAUGAGAUAAGCAAGUCUAAUGUUCCAUAUAAUUACGAAGAGUUAUGUGAAGUAGCAUUACGUUGGUCUGAGUCUCAGAAAUUUGGCUAUAUUACAAAGAGAAUAAUGGUAAAGCUUUUGAAUGAUAUUAGAAACAAUUGUUCUAGUUAUCAAACAAUUCAAAAUGUAGACAUUAAUGAAGAAAUUAACUUUGCUAAAAGUGUGGUUGGUAGGAAAGGGACACCGUCAUUUCAUCAGUUUUUAGGUUUUUUAAUUAAAGGAGAAGGAAAAAUAUAUUUAGAAGUUCUGAAAAGGAAUAAAAUACAUCUAGCGAACAUGUCUAGUAUUUUAAAUAGAUCAGGAAAUAAUGCUGUAAAAGCUUUUGAAGGAUUAUAUAAUCUUUGGUUUGAUGAGAAAAAAAAUAAAACACAAUAUUUACAGACUUUAGACAAAGAAGGAAUAAAUCUAGCUAGUAUGUCUAGCAUAUUGAAUGGUGCAGGAAAUAAUGCUGUAAAAGCUUUUAAAAGAUUAUACGAUCUUUGGUUUGAUGAAAAAGGAAAUAAAACACAAUACUUAAAAACUCUAGAAAAAGGAGGAAUAAAUCUGACUGGUAUGUCCAGUAUUUUAAAUGGAACAGGAAGUAAUGCUUCUAUAGCUUAUAGAGAUUUGUAUGAUCUUUGGUUUGAUGAUAAAGGAAAUAAAACGGAGUAUUUAAAAAGUCUAGAAAACGAAGGAAUAAAUCUUGCUAGUAUGUCCAGUAUUUUAAAUGGAACAGGAAUUAAUGCUUCUACAGCUUUUAAACAUUUAUAUGACCUUUGGUUUGAUGAAAAAGGAAAUAAAACACAAUAUUUAAAAACUUUAGAAAAAGAAGGAAUAAAUCUUGCUAAUGUGUCUAGUAUUUUAAGCGGGGCAGGAGUCAAAGCUCCUAAAGCAUUUAAAGACUUAUAUGAUUUAUGGUUUGAUGCAGAAGGAAAUAAAACACAGUGUUUAAAAACUCUUGAAGAAGAAGGGGUAAAUCUAGCUAACAUGUCAAGUAUUUUAAGUAGAGCAGCAGCUAAUGCUGCAACUGCUUUUAAAGGAUUAUACGAUCUGUGGUUUGAUUCAGAAGGAAAUAAAACACAAUAUUUAAAAAUUCUAGAAAAAGAAGGAAUGAAUAUAGUUAAUAUAUCUAGUAUCUUGCAUGGUGCAGCAGCUAAUGCUGUAAAAGCUUUUGAAGAAUUAUAUAAUACUUUUUUUGAUGAACAAGGGAAUAAAAAACUGCAUUUAAUGCACUUCAUUGGAGAAAAAGAUGAAAAACAGAGUUUUAUGCUGAAUAACUUGUCCAGUAUAUUAAAUGGAGCAGGAGCUAAUCCUCGAGAUGCUUUUGAAAAAUUACAUAGUGUUUGUUUUAAUAGUGAUGGCACAAAAACAAAAUUUUUAGAUGAUUUCUAUAAGGCUGAUUUUAAGGCAAGCCAUCUAUCUUGUAUGUUAUGUGGGGCAGGAGUUCAUGCUUCUUCUAUUUUAGAAAAAUUACAUAAUAUUUUUUUUACUGAUAACGGAGAAAAAACAAAACUUUUAGAUGAUUUAUAUAAAGUAGGUUUUACACCAGGUGAUUUAUGCAAUAUGUUGAGUGGAGCCGUAGAUAGUUUAGAAAAAUUUCACCGGUUUUGUUUUGUAGAAGAGACAAAAAAGUAUUUAAAUCGCUUCUUAAAUGAUAAAAAUGGUUUCACACUAAGUGGUUUAAGUAGUAUACUGCAUGGAGCAAGAACUAACAUUUGUUCUGCUUUAAAAGAUUUUUAUAGUGUUUGUUUUGAUGAAAUAGGAAAUAAAACACAGAUUUUAGAUGAUUUCUAUAUUGCAGGUUUUACACCUAAUGAUUUAUCCCAUAUAUUAUCUAUGGCAGGAAAUAAUGCUGCUUUUGUUUUGAGAAAUUUCCAUAAAUCUUGUUUUCAUAAAAAAAAUUACUUAAAUCACUUUUUAGCACAGAAGAAGCUUUUUACACCAAAAGAUUUAUCUAAAAUAUUACAUGGAAUAGGAAUUAAUAUAUCUCCUGCUUUUAAAAAAUUGCACAAUCUUUGUUUUGAUAAAACAGGGAACAAAACAAAGUAUUUAAAAAAUCUUAUAAAAAAUUACCACCACAAGAUGUUCGAUAUAUUAUAUCAAAAAGUUAGAAAAGGUCCUACUUGAUUAGAUGAUGCAUCGUUUCAAUAACAAUAUUGAUGCUACAGAAAAUAAAAAAAUAAAAAUUUAAAUUUUCAUUUGGGAGAUAAGUUUUAUAUGACCUAAUGUAGAAAACUGUACAGUUCC
Molecule: messenger RNA, 4026 nt
Organism: Megachile rotundata (alfalfa leafcutting bee)
Lineage: Eukaryota; Metazoa; Arthropoda; Insecta; Hymenoptera; Megachilidae
Source: RefSeq, a predicted model, not a curated record